This is a messenger RNA of Gadus chalcogrammus (walleye pollock), 3407 nucleotides long. RefSeq names its product toll-like receptor 8. The record is from RefSeq and is a predicted model, not a curated record. Gene Ontology annotation, cellular component: plasma membrane. The transcript is spliced from 2 exons. Gene Ontology annotation, biological process: toll-like receptor signaling pathway; defense response to virus; canonical NF-kappaB signal transduction. The coding region runs from base 112 to 3183 and encodes 1023 amino acids. NCBI's taxonomy places the organism in Eukaryota, Metazoa, Chordata, Actinopteri, Gadiformes, Gadidae. Gene Ontology annotation, molecular function: pattern recognition receptor activity; protein binding.
UGCAGUCUUAUUUAGUGUAUUCACUUCACCCACAAGAGAAUACAGCUAUUAUCCAGUGCUAUUGAAUUGAAGACUUUUAACAAAUUAUAUUUUGGGUCCACCACAUUCACAAUGAAUACGCCCAUCUAUUGGCCUUACCUUGUGGGUAGACUUCUUCUGUUUUUACAUCAAGGGAGUCAUACUGCCAUGUUCCAACACAGUACAAAUUGGAUGUCCCGGCAGUUUCCAUGUGAUGUCAAUGGACUAGUGUUUGACUGUGGGGCAAAAAAUCUUCAAAAAGUACCUGACGGGAUAACCAGCAAUGCCACUGUAGUCAAUUUAUCAAAAAACAAUCUUCAGCAAAUACCAGGGAGUGCAUUUUCUCAUCUGAAAGAUCUCACUGAACUUAAUCUUAACAACGCAAAUAUGCUUGGCCUGCAGAACGCCAACAUCAAUAAGUAUGCUUUCAAAAAUCUAACUAAGCUGCUAUUGUUGGAUUUAGGUAACAAUCGUCUGACUUAUAUCCCCGGAAAUCUUCCUCACAGUCUGACAACGAUUUGGCUAAACAAUAACCGCAUCCUGGUGCUAAACAAUAACAGCUUUUCUGGCAUAAGAAAUGUGAAAAAUCUAUUCCUGCAAAGAAACUGCUAUUUGGGCAAUAAUUGCUCCAAGCAAUUGAACAUUUCAGAUAACACUUUUGCAGUUUUGACGAAGCUCGAGUUUCUGGACCUUUCCCUCAACAAUUUAACACGAGUUCCAAAGGGACUACCAAUAACGCUAACCGAACUGACAAUAAGUGACAACCAAAUAUAUUACAUUUCUGAAGAGGACUUUAAAGAGCUCCAUCACUUAAAUGUACUGAGCAUACAUGGAAACUGCCAAAGAUGUGAAAAUGCUGCAUAUCACUGUAUAGCUUGCCCCAAUAUUUCUCUUGGAAUCCACCCCAAGGCGUUUACUAACCUUAACCAACUAAAGACAUUACACUUAGCAGGCAACUCCCUGACAGAACUUAAUGAUUUUUGGUUUGAAAAUCUCAAACAACUGACAAGACUCUUGCUAUCAUUCAAUCUUUUAGAAAAGGCCAUUCAAGGUGAACUGAAGUGUUUUAGUAAUCUUUCAAAAUUAGCACAUUUAGAUCUGUCGUUCAACUUUAGACUUAAAACAUACCCAAAGACCGUUCAGCUGUCAAAUGCUUUUUCAAAGCUUAAGUCGCUUCGAGUAUUGCACUUGGUUGGUUUAGUCUUUAGAAGAAUUGAAUUUGUUACUUUGAAAGCUCUUUUUGCGCUCAAACACCUUACUGUGCUAAAUCUAGGGACUAACUUCAUUGUUCACUGUAAUUCCACCAUAUUCAAAAAUCUCCCACAGUUGCAAAGCAUAUAUCUAUCAGAGAACAAACUCUAUCCCGUUUCAGUAAGUACGCCUAACCCACCAGGCCAGGGAGGAAAUGUUAAAGUCAACCUGAUUUCUUCACCACAACUGAUGGCCAAUUCGUUAAAUUUUGGUGGCACUUUGGCUAACCCAGAGUGUAUCAAAGCAGGGCGUGUGCUGAGUUUUAGCUCAAAUAAUCUUUUCUUCAUUACCCCGGAGCAAUUUGAAGGCUAUGAUAAUAUCUCAUGCCUUAACCUUUCAAGAAAUGGGUUUUCAUCUGCAUUAAAUGGGACAGAAUUUAAGUCGUUGCCAAAUCUGACAUAUCUGGAUCUGUCAUUUAAUAAGAUUGACUUGGCCUAUAGCAAUGCAUUCCAGGAAUUACAGAAGCUAAAGGUAUUGGACAUCAGUUUCAACGACCACUACUUUAAAGCCUAUGGGAUCACAAAUAAUUUAGAUUUUGUUAAAAAUUUACCAGUUCUUGAGAUAUUAAAUAUGAGCAAUAAUUGUAUUCACACUUUAACUACCAAAUGGUUACAGAGUGAUUCAUUAAAAGAGCUUCGAUUUGGACACAAUGAACUUGGGACUCUUUGGAAAGAUGACUCGUAUAUAAAUCUGUUUACUAAUAUCACUAAUUUGAAUAUACUUGACAUUUCGUCCAACAACAUUGUUGAAAUUCCUGAUAAGGUUUACGUUUUGUUACCAUGGCAGCUCACAACCCUGUUCAUAAAUGAUAAUAAACUCUCUGAUUUUAAUUGGACUAAACUAGAACAUUUCAACAACCUCCAGACCCUCGAUCUAAGUCACAAUGCUAUAACUUAUGUAAGAAGCGUUACCACCCGUUCUUUAAUAACUCUGAAUCUGGCUCAUAAUAAAAUUGCACAACUGUCAAAUGGAUUUAUAGAGGGCGCCAAAAGGCUUAAAACCCUCCUGCUGAACCACAACGAGUUGACAGUUAUCAACCAGACCAACUUCUUAACGAGACCUAAAAACCUUACAACGUUGUCUUUACAUAGAAACCCAUUUCAAUGCUCAUGUGAUGCCAUGGAUUUUAUUCUUUGGAUUGAAGGCAACAAUGUCACCAUCCCAAGCCUGAAAACGGAUGUCUAUUGCUUCGUAUCCUACGGCCAUCCUCAGGUGAUGAUUUAUUUUGAUUUUGACCAGUGUGUCAACGACACUCUGGCACUACUGAUCUCCAUUCUCACAACUACCUUCAUCGUUGUCACCACGUCGAUGGCAACGGUGGCACACAUCUUCUACUGGGACGCCUCCUACGUCCUGCAUUACCUGAAGGCCAAAUGGAAGGGCUAUCAUUCUUCGGCCUCACAAGACAACGUGUACGACGUCUUCGUGACAUAUGACACCAAAGACCCCUGGGUCUCGGAGUGGGUGCUGCAGACGCUGAGGGUGAAGCUGGAGGUGGAGGGGGAGAAGGCGUUGCCCUUGUGUCUGGAGGAGCGGGACUGGCCCCUCGGCGUCCCGGCAAUCGACAACCUCACCCACAGCAUUCGCUACAGCCGCAAGACCCUGUUUGUGCUGACCAAGGCGUACGCCAAGACGGGGAUGUUCCGCUUGGCCAUGUAUCUGGCCCACCAGCGGCUGCUGGAUGAGAACCUGGACGUGAUCGUGGUGCUGAUGUUGGAGCCGGUGCUGCAGAACUCUCACUUCCUGCAUCUGAGGAGGAGGCUGUGCGGGGAGAGUGUUGUGGAGUGGCCCAGGACUGCGGCCGCUGAGCCCUGGUUUUGGCAGAACCUCAGGAAUGUAGUCAGGGUGGACAACCAGACGAUGUACACCAGCACUUACUCUCAGUACUUCACCUGCAGCCGGGAGAGAGACUGAAGCUGUAGCUUGGACGUUUUCCUAUUUUUUUCAGAAUUUCUUUCAUUUUAAGUUACUUAGAUUUACUGGUCGUUGUUGUAGGCUAUUCUUGCAGUCAUCUUUGUUGAGUGAUGCUUUUGAACUGAUUUUCUUAAUGGGAUGAAUGCUAUGAUAAUGUGUGUUCAUAAUGAACCACUUUUAACAGCCUAGUUUUAGGUCAUAGUGUUAUCAAGCUUUGUUUUGUA